Aureobasidium melanogenum CBS 110374 is the source of this 2745-nucleotide messenger RNA. RefSeq lists its product as uncharacterized. NCBI's taxonomy places the organism in Eukaryota, Fungi, Ascomycota, Dothideomycetes, Dothideales, Saccotheciaceae. The transcript is spliced from 5 exons. Bases 1 to 2745 code for a protein of 914 amino acids. The record is from RefSeq and is a predicted model, not a curated record.
AUGGACAACUCUGAUUUUGACGGCACGAAGUACCUCGGCGACAUGUUCAAUGUCUGCGCCUCAAACCAAGACGGAACGGUUCCAACCCCACAAGAGGUCGAAGCUCGAUGGCGUUGGUUUGUCGGCGGUGUAAUCAACGUUGGAGACUCGCUAGUCGAUGCACAAGUCAUGCAGACUACCCCGCUUCUCGCUCACCUACGCAAGGCACUCGACAAGACUGAGGCAGGACAAGCCUCCGCCCCUGACGGCCCUCGCAGAUCAAAGCGCCAGAAAACAAGCAAGAAAGGUGAGGACACCCUGGACGAAGAUGACGUGCUGCUCCUAGCCGAAGCCGAGCUAGAUGGCGGCGGCAGCGACAAGGACAAGACCGACAAGGACAAGACCGACAAGGACAAGACCAACGACGGAGACGCCAACAAAGACAAAGCUGUCAAGCCCGUCGAUGCCCCAGCAGCACAGAAGGAGAGAGGCAAAAACAAAUGUCUCCUUGAGAAGACCAAGGUCUUCAGCGUCAUCCCCUCUGGCCUCGACUCAGACUGGCCUACCAAGGUCGCUAUUUACAUGAGAUCGAUGGGAGACGAUCCAUGUACAAAAGCCUCGGAAGCCCUACAGCGCAUCUUAAUCACCGCAUUCUCCUUGGAUGGCGUCCAAAACGCCUCUGCUUUGGCCAGAUCUCUACGCGAGUCGCAGGAUGUGGUCUCGACCAUCUUACGUGGUCGCGAUCACAAUAACAACAAGAUCAGCUCUCCCCACCAAGUUCUGGGUCACGCAAUUCAACAUCUCCUUAUCGCAGAUGUGAACACAACUUUCGCUAAGGCUCAGUUGCUCAGCGAGCACCACAAUACCGCCCACCUCCUUGCUACGCAGAUUGAGGCACUGCACAACAAGGACGAGUUGCUGUAUCCUCUUUACGAGGCUGCAUACACGUCUUCCCUUGGAAGAAAAGAUUCGCUGGCUUCUUUCCGGGCUUUCUUGGUCAACAACGCCAUCGAGCACAUGUACGGAGCCUCCGACACAUCUAAUGCGAUCGUUGAGAAAUCACUUCGUAUCGGCGAGGUUCUCUUUUGGUUGCAGCGCGCCUUCGGCACUGGUGUUUUUGCUCUCCUUGUUGGAGUUGAUUGGAAAAAGCUAGCCUACGAGGCUUGGAACGAGAGAGUCCCUGGCAUCCUCGAACACGCCGCCAAAGUCAGCCCUUCUCUCCGUCAGGUCUGCAAGCUUGCUGAGGAGAACGUGUGGUCGCAUCUAACCAACGGCAACGGUGUGACUAUGCCACGCAACCUCAAGUAUGACAUCCUCACCAACAAGGAGUACUGGGCUACUGGUUUGGCUUUUGCCUUAAGACCCGAGGAUGUCGAGCAGAUAUCCAAGCGUUGCCAAUACAUCAUUGCACACAUUGCCGGAAUCAUGACCAAUGUGGCAUCGAUGCAUAAGUCAAAGAAGGGAGCUCUUAGUCAAAAGGUCCCAGAACUACUUUGGGAAGCUUCUAAGAUACCUCUUUCUCAAGCAACGUCAGCAAAGCGAAAGAAACCUCACGUCGAUACUCCCAAGGCCAAAAAGGUCAAGUCUUCCAACCUUGUUACACCGGAGCAUACUAUGUAUGCGACCCCAAAUGGCUUAACCACCGUUCCUCAGACUCCGCCUCCAACCACAACUAUUACUUCUCCAACUCUACCUCCAGCCACAACAACUGUCACUUCUCCAACUCCCGUCCGAAAGCAGCUUCCACUUCUUAUCCCACUAAGUCCUUCCCGUCAAGGCAGUGACUGGAGAACUAUCUGGCAAGAUAUUAUCUCGAAGGUCCCCGACAAUCCGAAAACCAACAGCCCCCCAACAUGGCCUUCUCAACUGACAAGCAUACUGGAUCACAUCUGGGGCCCAGCCGGCAUCAACAGCACCCUCGAUAUGGCCAUGUCUAUUACAAAGAACUUUGGCAUGUAUUGUAUUGACGCGGACUUCUCCAUCAUCAAUACUCAAUCGCCUGUUCGUGAACUUGAGCAGCGCUUCAAGCGUAUCUGGCUGCUCUCAAAGGACAAUUCUGUCCACGUUUCCGAAGCGAUCCUUGAAUACAAGCACCUGGCAGAUGCCUUUGUCAGCUUGGAGCAAGAAACCCACAACAAAUCAACACAACUAGGGCAGUUGUGGGAAGAAAGGGAGCACAAACCAAAGCUUGAGACAUCUGAGCAAGCAAGAUCGAACUUUGUGAUGAAGCAGGUGAUGAAGUCCAUGCAUCCAGAAGAGAUGACCAAAGAUGAAGAGAAACGGGAAAAGGCAAAACUGCAAAAGGAGCGUACCUAUGCAUUCAACAUGGCUAUGUUUAUUCGACUUUUUGGUUGGGGUGUUGUGCCUUUGUUGGCUAAUGCUCCUUGGAGGCAACCUCUUGGUAACGUACCAGCAUCGACGCUGUGGCCGUAUCUCUCGAGGCUAGCCGAACUCGUGCCAAUCCUUCGCGUGAUUUGCGAGCGUCUUGAUGAGAACUUCUUCCAGUUCAUCAGAAAGCCUGGAGCUAUCAAGAAUCUCCCAGCACAGUGCCUUCAGGGCAUGACUAUCGAGAAGAGAUUGCGGACACAGAAAACAAUGUCGUACUUGCUGGCUCGCGCUGGACAGUGUGAGGAGCCUGGCAGUCUAGCUUUGCUCACCAAUCAGAGAAACACGCUCGAAGGGGGUGAACAAGUCGAGAGGUCAAAUAUGGAAGGAGGAAAAGAGAAGACAACCACGAGCUCUCCUCAGUUGGACUUCAUUGAAUGA